Messenger RNA from Cervus elaphus (red deer), 1153 nucleotides. RefSeq names its product leukocyte immunoglobulin-like receptor subfamily B member 4. NCBI's taxonomy places the organism in Eukaryota, Metazoa, Chordata, Mammalia, Artiodactyla, Cervidae. The transcript is spliced from 5 exons. The record is from RefSeq and is a predicted model, not a curated record. Bases 188 to 1018 code for a protein of 276 amino acids.
UGCUCUGUCAUGGAGACGAACACCAGGCUUCCUGGGAGGGCCAGUUCUCCUUUCUGUGGGGACGCUGCUGUGACACCCUUGACGAGAAAAAUCCGCCUCAGGCUGCCAACACCCUGUGUGUCUGUCUGUCCGGAGGGCACCCAGGUCUCCUCCAUCCUCACGGCCUGGACCGCAGGGAGGAGACGCCAUGACCCCCACCCUCCCCGCCCUGCUCUGCCUCGGGCUGAGUGUGGGCCUGAGGACCCAGGUGCAGGCUGAGACCCUCCCCAAACCCACCAUCUGGGCUGAGCCAGGCUCUGUGGUCCCCUGCGGGAGCUCCGUGACCAUCUGGUGUCAGGGGGCCCCGAAUGCCAAAAGCUUCAGUCUGAACCAAGAAGGCAUCUCAGCCCCCUGGAACACACAGCCCCUACUGAAGCCCUGGGACAAGGCCAACUUCUCCACCCUGAACAUCGAAGAGCAUCAGGCAGGGAGAUACCACUGCUCUUACUUCAUCGGAUUUAACUGGUCAGAGCCCAGCGACCCCCUGGAGCUCCUGGUGGCAGGAGAGGAGCCAGCCAGUCAGUCAGGGACCAGAAGCUGCAGAGGCCUCACCGGACCGCUCAGAGACAGACCCUCCCUCUCAGCGCGGCCGGGCCCCUCGGUGGCCCCGGGGGAGAACGUGACCCUGCUGUGUCAGUCGGGAAACAGGACGGACACUUUCCUUCUGUCCCAGGAGGGGGCAGCCCAUCGCCCCCUGCGUCUGCGCGCCCAGGACCGAGGCGGGCAGUUCCAGGCCGAGUUCUCCUUGAGUCCUGUGAGCUCGGCCCACGGGGGCACCUACAGGUGUUACCGGGCACUCAGCACAGACCCCUACCUGGUGUCCCGGCCCAGCGAGCCCCUGGCGCUCCUGGUCUCAGACUACACGGUGCAGAAUCUCAUCCGGAUGGGCCUCGCGGCCUCGGUCCUGCUGCUCCUUGGGGUCCUGCUAUGCCAGGCUCGGCACGACCGCAAAGAAGUCCGAGACGCGGCCCGGAGCUGAGCACCGGGACUUCCGGCCCAGGAGCUCGGGAAGAGUCUGCCGCGCGUGCUGGGUGCGCUGUCUGCGGAGACCCUGGGGGAGAGACGCGCCGCGGAACGGGAGGAGGCCCGGGCGUCCCUGGGGGGCUGGGGGCUC